Pseudonaja textilis is the source of this 5866-nucleotide messenger RNA. It is a transcript of the gene NAB2, whose product is annotated as NGFI-A binding protein 2. NCBI's taxonomy places the organism in Eukaryota, Metazoa, Chordata, Lepidosauria, Squamata, Elapidae. Gene Ontology annotation, cellular component: nucleus. Gene Ontology annotation, molecular function: transcription factor binding; transcription coregulator activity. Gene Ontology annotation, biological process: negative regulation of DNA-templated transcription. The record is from RefSeq and is a predicted model, not a curated record.
ACGGGGGAGCUCCGACGGAGGGACGCAGAAAGACCAUCGAAGCCGGGCAGGGGUGCCGCGUUGGGAGCUCUGCGCCUUCUGGGUCUGCCUUUCCGCGGAGAGCCAGAAGAAGAAGGUGCGGCCGCCGGUGAGGCUCCCGAGGCCUCGGGUCCAUGCUUGACGGGCGCACCAGUCGGGCUGCGAAGAAAUCCACUGGCGCGGCAAUUGGCAAUGGCGUUGUUGCUGCCCCGCACUCUGGGCGAACUUCAGCUCUACCGCGUCCUCCAGAGAGCCAACCUCCUCUCCUACUAUGAAACCUUCAUUCAGCAGGGCGGUGAUGAUGUACAGCAACUGUGUGAAGCUGGUGAGGAAGAAUUCCUGGAGAUCAUGGCUCUGGUUGGCAUGGCGACCAAGCCACUCCAUGUCCGGCGCCUCCAGAAGGCUCUGCGGGAAUGGGCAACCAAUCCUGGUCUCUUCAACCAGCCGGUGCCCUGCAUACCUGUAAACAGCAUACCACUCUUCAAGAUCUCUGAGUCCGGAGGCCACAAGUCACUCACGAAUGGACACACCAGUCCAGUAGAGAUCCCUGGCAAAACCAGUGCCACUUCGCCUUCCAAAAGCCCCUCCGAGCCACAAGAGAAGCUGUCCCCCUUGCCAGCCAUGCAGUGGGGGAACCCUGAGUCUGAAGAAGAAGGAGGAGUAACCUCACCCAGCGAGCCCCCGUCAUCCACUGAACAUCUCGAUCCAGAGCUGGCCCAUGCAGUGUCCGAGGGGGUGGAUCGUCUGUUGCGCACCUGUCCGCGCAGCGGAGAUGUAGAAUUGAAGACUCUCCUGAAGCUGAAUAAGAAGUUGGCCAAAACAGUGGGGCAUAUCUUCCAGUUGGACAACGGGGACCCUCGGAAGGAAGAAGAGAUCCGGCGUCACAGUGCCAUCUAUGGGCGGGGUGAAAAUCGGCGAUGCGAGGGCAAACAGCUCACCCUUCAUGAGCUCACAAUUAAUGAGGCUGCAGCUCAGUUCUGUCUGCGAGACAAUUCACUGCUGUUGCGUCGUGUAGAAUUGUUCUCACUGUCACGUCAGGUGGCUCGGGAGAGCAGCUAUCUAUCUUCACUGAAAGGUUCUAGACUGCGUCCAGAUGAAAAUUGUGGUGGACAAGCUAAGCGCUUCAAGCAGGAGGCUGCAGAACACAGUCGCCCUGAGCUUCCUUUGGUCUGUGAACCCUUCCUUCCUCCAUACCGAUCCAGUAUAGAAGAAGACACAGCCAGCUUGUCUGGGGAAAGCUUAGAUGGACAUCCGCAAGCUACUGGGUCUUGUCCUCGGCUUACGCCACCCCCCCACACUGCUUCUGAUGCCCUGCUGAGUCUCCCUCCACAUGGGUUAUGGAGCCGUCACAUCCUACAGCAGACACUGAUGGAUGAAGGGCUUCGAUUGGCCCGGCUGGUGUCCCACGAGCGAGUGGGACGGCUUAGCCCAUGUUUGCAAGGAAAACCCCAGAUGCCUGAGUUUGGGGAAACUCUUCCUGAGCGAUGCCAGCCUCCAGCAGCACAGCCUGAGGCCAGAAGAAACAGCAUUAAGGUGGAACCAGACACCAGCCGGCAGUGAGAAAAAAGGACUGCCAUCCUCAGCCAUUAAAGCAAUAAUACUCCAGCCAGCUCUGACCGUUAGAUGGGAGGGCUGUCCUCUGUAUCACCCCCUGCCCCCCAGGGAGGCCUGUGGGACUUCCUUGCAGAAGACAAGCUGUCAUACUAGCACAACCAACUCUUCACCCUGUUCUCUUCAUGAAAUGGGGAGCAUGCUUUGGCUCACAAACCGAAGAGCAUGGACCCACGGAUGGGCAAAUGACAUAGGAAGGAAGCCUGCCAUCUUAAUUUAACUCGGCACAGAAAGGGGGGGCUACAGUUGAUAGCAUGAGCUCUCAGGUAGACCAAAUCUCCAGCCCUCUGAUGGACUAAUGGAAGGUCAUACUUACCCACGGCCUUUCCUCCCGUGCGAGAUUUGAAACCGAGAGGUACAUAGCCAUUAAAAAAAGCACAUAAAUAUCCUGUACAUAUUUUAUUGAAAGGCGUAUAAGUGAUUGGCCAUAAACAAUACAUCUUGUUCCCAAAUUGUCUCCAAUACUCCUGUACUCUCAACCACACGCAUACACAUGAAACAUGUUUGUCGCUGCCCUUCGGUCUUUGUCACAGAUGUUUCCUGUAUGCGCUGAACCUGCAUCCCCAGGAUUGUUUUAGCACACCACACCCCCGCAAACCAUUUUGCAAAUUGCCAUAGAAAGGAUAAUUCUUGAUGUGACAGAAGGAGAAAAAACUGUGGCAGAGACACCAGAGGUUACUAUGCUAUCUGUAUAACUAAGCAAAAUGUGUAAAAUUGAAUUAAAUUCAGUUUUUGUCUCCCCUCCCCUCCAUUGGAAUAUGGUCCCAGCAGUCACUUUUAAGUCCAAGGAUGGUCCUCAGAUCAGGAGAACUGGGGCAUGCUUGAAAAUAUCCUCAGGACUGUUCUUGCCUGCCGAUUUUAUAUUGUGAAUCAUCGGAUUGCUGCUCAGCUGGAUUUGGAAUGCUUGGAGGUAUUUUGUUUCCUAAUGGCUUUAGGGCGGCUAGAAGUUUACCCCAUUAAAAAUAAGAAUUGAACGGCUGCCACCUGGAUAUGAGCACCCUAGCAACAUCUGCCUCCACACUAAACUGCAUCCCAGCAGCAGUUUUAAUUUGGGUACAGGUAGUCCUUGACUUACGACCGCCACUGAACCCAAAAUUUCUGUUGCCCAGCGAGACAUUUAGUGAGCUCUGCCCCGUUUUAUGACUUUCCUUAGCACAUUUGUUAAGUGAAUCACUGGCGGUUAUGUUAGAAAAACAGCUCUUCGGUGAAUCUGCCUUCCCCAUUGACUUCACUUGUCAGAGGGUCUCAAAAAGGGAUGACAUGACCCCGGAACAUGUCAUAAGUACGGAAUAGUUUCCAAGCAUCUGAAUUUUGAUCGUGUGACCUUGGGGAAUGCUUUAGUGGUCCUGCAAAAAACGGUUGUACGUCACGUUUUUCAGUGCCGGAAUAGUCACUAAAUGAACUAUUGUAAAUUGAGGACUACCUGUAUUCUAUCAAAACCAUUAAUGCAGGGGUGUGUGAAUUAAUAUCAGAAUCCAUCCCUUUUCUACCAGAGCACUUUGAAUUUAUAAAGGAUCUGACAAAGGGCGGAGAGGGAGGCCUUGCUGAGAGUCAGGUAGAACAUCAUUCUCUCUCAGUACUACCUACUCAUUUCCUAAGGCUUCUCACUCCUAUUCUCAGAGUUAUUUAUACAGGUAACUUCAAUUUAGAACCACAAUUGUGACCAGAAUUUGUCUUGUUAAACAAGGUAGUUGAAUGAAUCGUGCCUAAUUUUACAAUAGUUUUUGUUUGUCACAGUUGUUAAGCAAACCACUGCAGUGAAGUAAAUCCAGCUUUGUUUGUUUGAAAGCACCUGGGUAGGUCACAAGUGAUGAUUAUGUAAUGCCCCCUCUCCCCCAAUGCUGCAACCAUCAAAUAAUAUGCCGGUUUCCGAAUGCCAGAAUUUGGUCAUGUGACUGGGGAUGCUUCACAGUUGUAAGUGCAAGGACUGGUUUUGUAAGUCAUUUUUUUCAGUGCCAUUUUAGCAGAAACGGUUGUGUGUUGAGGAUUACCUGUACUUUUCUUCCUUACCACUUCAAAUUCCUGUAAUUGGGAAAAGGAAUGAACAGGAAAGAGGAAACCAGUGCCAUCAUAGCGAGAAGUAGAUGGGCUGAUCUCUUUAACGACAUGCAGAAAAUGGACGAUCCUCCAUUUUGGAUCUUCCAUUUUGAAGCAAUUUCAUAGAAAGUAAAAUCAGCUAAUGAAAAAACUACAGGCUUUUGUAAGUCUGCAGGAUGAAUCUCUUACUAGUUUCAGGUUUGUGUCUGACCACCCCCCACCCACCCCCACACACACCUCGACAGUUUGGUAUUUAUAGUAAGCUGUAUUUGCUGAGAAUGAGAAUCAGAAGAGAUAUUUCUGGAGUAAUCACCUGUUGAGAGGAACAAGUUGGAUUCAGUGCCCUUAAUAAACACACAUGCGAGAGGAGCAAAUUAUAAUUCAAUUUACUGCUCUUAAGGCAGAGCUGUCAAACUCAUGGGCUGGAUGUGUCAUGCGCUGGCCACACCGGUUUAGCGAAGGGAAAUGGCAGUAUGUCAUGUGAUGACGCCGUGGCGACACGAGUUUGACACCCCUGCUCUAAGGGAACACUAACUUUACAACUACUCUUAUUUGAGGGAAUAGGGGAGAGCAUUUCCUAACAAGGCUUUCUCAAUGGUAUAGUCCUGUUUUUGCCAAAGAAAUGAAUGGGGAAUAGGGGUGAUGCUGAAAUUGAGAAAAGCUUAAAAAGAAGGAAUUAUCUGUCUUUGGGACAGGAGAAAAUCUGUUUUCCCAUCAGGGAUUGUAGGAAAAUAAUGUUCUUCCAUUCUUUUUUGCUCAUAAUUACAGCAUUACAGUAUGAGAUAAAGAUAUUAAUCUCCUUCAAAGCAGUCUGAAAGCAACAUUUUCUGGAAUAAACUGACUUGCAAAACACAAAUCGUUCAGAUAAGCCUUGGAAUUCCCAUUGAGUUAAAAUUAAUACGUAACUGCUAUUAAGUCAAAUCCCCAUCUGUUACCCUACAGCCUUUGUGUCUUUAUAGGAAAAUUAGCAUCCUUUCAUUUGUAAUGUAUACAGUAGAUUAUUUAUUUUGUUAUUUUGGAAUAAAGUCUUACUUUAUGGGUUAUUUUAUGUUGCCCCUUUUACCAGGAUCUUGGCAACUGAGAAUAGAGUCUGCAACAGGAAAGCUGGUAUAAAAGGUUGGGCUGUGCCAGCUGAUGAUAUAGGGGAAAUCUGAAUUUUACAUUAUCCUACCCGGGAAAAAUGGCACAGGUGUUACAGUCCAUAUCUCAAGAGCCCCAAAUUAACGAUCAGGAAAAAAAGAUGUAAAGAAUUUAGGCUCCAUCUAUUGUAAAGGAACUGCAAGUUGGCAAAGCUGGCCCAAAGUAUUUUGCAGCUGUUUGAGUGAAAAUUGAAUCCCUCUCCCCACCACCCCUUCCAAACAGGAUAAAAACUUGGUGAGAAGAUUGCAUUCACCACCACACCUAAGCAGUAGGUUAGUUUGGCAAAUUGGCAAGGCAAACCAUGUGACAUUCAACACCUCCCUGCCAUUGCUCUUGUUUUGGGCUGAGACGGUCGCCUCACUCUGCCUAACAAUUCUAUAUGAUAGGGAGAAAGGCUCUGUGGAAUGUUAAAUUCUGGGAGGCAACAGUGUCUUCCUCCAAAGAAGAAAUGAAAAAUAAAUACUCCAUUGGAAUAUUUCCAUUUGCCCAACUGACCCCUCUAAAUACACAAAAGAAGCAGCAGCCCAAUCAAAACCUUACCUACAUUAGUUAAACAAAGAAAUUUUUUUCUGAAGUUCCUGAUGAAAUUUUUUCUGUCUUGGCUGCUGAUUAUGAUAAAAAGUCAAUCUAACAUGCUAUAAUUGGAAAACCACCAACUCUCUCUUGUGAUCCAGAGGUAAUGCAGAUAAGCAGUAAAACACAUGGGUGCUAGUGCAUCAUGUCUGUCCCCCUUCCCCCAGACAUUAUUGCCCACCGAAAGGGAGAUGUGUGUGAAUGGGAAACCCUCUCUUGCUCCAUUGGCUGCGCUGACAAUAUAGGCGGGGCUAUAUAUCGUGGCAUGUGCCUGACUUAGCAGACAACUUGAGUGGAUCUUGGUUCAAAAGAGCUUGCAAAGAUGUAACAGGAUGAAGUAGAUACGCAGAUGGGCCCAGGAGUAGUUUUCUGUACACGGUAAGUCUUCUGGGUUAUCACAGUUGAUAUCCAGGCUUGAUAGGGAGAAGUACAUCAAAGGUCCAAUAAAGCAUCUCCAAGGUACGAGAGCGAAAGAUGACAAGCACAU